Messenger RNA from Aphidius gifuensis, 3558 nucleotides. RefSeq names its product glucose dehydrogenase [FAD, quinone]-like. The record is from RefSeq and is a predicted model, not a curated record. The transcript is spliced from 2 exons. NCBI's taxonomy places the organism in Eukaryota, Metazoa, Arthropoda, Insecta, Hymenoptera, Braconidae. Gene Ontology annotation, molecular function: oxidoreductase activity, acting on CH-OH group of donors; flavin adenine dinucleotide binding. The coding region runs from base 63 to 1997 and encodes 644 amino acids.
AUUUUCAUCAAGGAUUUAAUAAUAAUUAUAAAAAAAAAAAAAAAAAAGAGUAAAUAAUAAUUAUGCUGCUUCUUAUGAUUAUUUUACUUCAUUCAACAAGUGCAUUAUCACCUUUUGAUAUUAUAAAAAAUAUAUAUAAUUUUUAUACAGAAAAUCCACCAUUUCCUGAGGCAUUUCAAAAGGAUGAUCGUGCAAUUAAAAGAUCAUAUGAUUUUAUAAUUAUUGGAGCUGGUUCAGGUGGCUCAGUUGUGGCAAAUAGAUUAACUGAAAAUCCAAAUUGGAAUGUUCUUCUUCUUGAGGCAGGAAAAGAAGAAAUAUUUUUAACUGAUUUUCCUCUUCUUGCACCGGCAAUGCAUAUAACAGCAUAUAAUUGGGGCUAUAAAACAGAACCAAGACCAAAAAAUCAUGAUGGUACAGGUGGUUAUUGUUUGUCAAUGAUAAAUGGACGUUGUAAUUGGCCAAGAGGUAAAGCUGUUGGUGGUACAUCUGUUAUAAAUUUUAUGAUACACUCAAGAGGUUCUAAAAAUGAUUAUGACAAAUGGCAAGAUGAUGGUAAUAUUGGCUGGAGUUAUAAGGAUGUUUAUCCUUAUUUUAAAAAAUCAGAAAAAGCAUAUUUUCGUAAAAAAGAAAAAGGUAUAAAUGAUACAAUUUAUGGUAAAAAUGGAUAUUUAGAUGUUACAACAUCACCAUGGACAUCAAAGAUACGUAAUUAUUUUUUAAAAUCUGGUGAAGAAAUUGGUUAUUCUAUAAAAGAUUGUAAUGAAGAAAAUCCAAUUGGUUUUUGUCAGACAAAAGUUAAUUUACGUCUUGGUAGACGUGUUAGUGCAUCAAAAGCUUUUAUAAAACCAAUAAGACAUCGUAAUAAUUUUUAUUUAUCAAAAUAUUCAAGAGUAACAAAAAUAAUUAUUAAUCCAAUUACAAAAAUGGCAAUUGGUGUUGAAUUUUUAAAAAAUGGAAUAAUACAUUUUGUCAAAGCUAAAAAAGAAAUUAUUUUAAGUGCUGGAAGUUUAAAUUCACCACAAAUACUUAUGUUAAGUGGUAUUGGACCAAAAAAACAUCUUGAAAAUUUAGAUAUUAAUGUCAUUGAAGAUCUUCCUGUUGGUUAUAAUCUUCAGGAUCAUGUUAGUAUGUCAGCAUUGACAUUUCUUGUUAAUGACAGUGUUACAAUUGUCGAAGCAAGAAUUGCUAGUAAUUAUAAAAAUACACUUGAUUAUUUUUCAAAUGGUAGUGGUCCAUUUACAGUACCAGCUGGUGCUGAAGCACUUGCAUUUAUUAAUACAAAAAACUAUUUUAAUAAAUUUAAUAAUAAUGAUAAUGAGAUGAAUAAUUUAGUUGAUAAUGAUAGUAAUGAUAAUUUAGUUGAUAAUGAGAAGGAGGAGCCAGAUGUUGAAUUAGUUUUUGGAGUUGGUUCAAUGGCUGGUGAUUCUUCAGGUAGUAUUAGAAGUAUAUUUGGACUUUCUGAUGAUUGGUACAAGCAAGUUUUUCAUGGAUAUGAAGGAGAGGAUGCUUUUAGUAUUGUUCCAAUUUUACUUCAUCCAAAAAGUCGAGGAAGAGUUUCUCUAAGAAGUUCAAAUCCAUUUGAUUAUCCAAUAUUUGAAGCUAAUUAUUAUGAUGAUGAAGAGGAUCUUCAGACAAUAGUUCGUGGAAUUAAAAUGGCAAUUAAAGUGGCAUCAACAAAAGCAUUCAAAAGAUACAAUACAACAUUAUUACCAGUUAAAUUUCCUGGUUGUAAAAAUAUGUCAUUCAAUAGUGAUGAAUAUUGGUCAUGUGUUGCACGUCAAAUAUCAUCAACACUUGGACAUUUUGUUGGUACUUGUAAAAUGGGACCAAAAAAAUUUGGUGGUGUUGUUGAUGAACGUCUUAAAGUAUAUGGUAUUAAUAAAUUAAGAAUUGUUGAUGCCAGUAUUAUGCCAACAUUAGUAUCUGGUCACACAAAUUCACCAACUUAUAUGAUUGGUGAAAAAGCUAGUGAUAUGAUUAAACAAGACUGGUCAUAAAAUAUAUUUUUAUUUAGUUUUUUAUUAUUUAUUUGGCUUAUUAAUACUUGUAUGAUUUUUUUUUCAAUUGAUCAACAAAUAAAAUUUAGCAAUUUAUUUUAUUUUUUUUUUUAUUCUCUAAUGAUUUUUUUUUUUUUUUUUUUUGUUUAAAAAUAUUCAAGUGCAAUAUAGGUGUAUAUAGCGUAACGUUAUUUAAAACUGUACAAUUAUUAUAAUAUUUUAAUAUAUUUAAAAAAAAAAAAAAAAAAACAUUGAACACAGGUACGAUUAAGCUUCAUCUGGUAAAAUAAAUGAUAAAAUAAAAAUAUCAUUGCCAGAUGAAGAUGAUGACUCAUUAUGAUAUUUACGUGAGGUAAAUGAGCCAUAACAAUGCUAUUGUUGUUAAAUUCAAAACAUUGCUUGAUGGCCUCAAACCGUCUGGAAUAAACAAAGAGUCCAUUAUUAGUAUUUUUUCUUUCUUUUUAAAUUUAAUUUAUUAAUUUUUUUUUCUCACGAUUUUCGCUGUAUCGUAUGCAGUCAUCGCCUUUUUCGGUCAAUGUGUAAUCUUGUGAACAUGAACAAAUGCCUAAAACAUAUAAAAAUAAUAAUUAUUAUACAAAUAUUAUUUAAUAAUAUUUAAAUGAUUUAAUGGUAAUAUUUUACCAUUUAAACAGUCGACAUUUGCAACUUCAAUGUCUUUUAAUUCAAUUUCUGGACUUGUUGGUUUAACACACUGUGUUUUGACAUAACAUUUUUUACCCAACAUUUCUGGAUCUGGAUAUAGAAAAAUUUAAAAUAAAAAUUCAAGAAAAUUGAUUAAGUGUUAUUGUUAUUGUUUUGACUUACUGAGUUUACGUAGACAUAAUGGUCCACGUGGUUGUAAAUUAAUAAGGCAAGUACAUUUAUUUUCAUUACCACAUUUUGAAUUUUUUAAAAAUGCUGUACAUUGUGUAUCCUCAAUGCAUGGAUCACCCAUUGAGGCAGCAGCUUUUAAACAUCUUUUACCAUCUAUUGAUUGUACAUAAUCAAUUUUACAACCACAAGUACCAAAACAACGGGAAUUCAUAUCAAUGCAUUCUUCAUCGAUUAGACAUGUGUCACCCAAGUCUACAUGUUCAAGUAUAAAAAUAUAAAAAAAAAUAAAAAAACAUAUAUGGUUAUUGUAUUACAGCUGUGGUAUCAAAUUAAUUUAGCCAGUAUAUCAAAUUAUUUUAGGGGUUGUUUGAUAAAAAAAUAAAUGAUAGUUACAUGAACUUUUUAGGCAUCUUGUGCCUUGCUCAUUGGGGUGAUGUUGAAAUGGACAGCCACAAAAACCAUCAACACAAAAACUUGGAGAACCUUCAACUUGACAAUUGUAAGAAUUUGUACACAUUUUUCCAAUACCUUUUAAAAAAAAAAUAAUAUUAUUAUAAACACAUAAUAUUUGAUAUUUAAAAUAGAAAAUGAUUCAUCUAAAUUUCGAACAUGUUUCACAUUUGUUUUAUCUGAUUCUAGGUAUACAAAUUUAUUUCCAAUCAUAUUAUAUCACAAUCAUUUUAUUACUCAACAAUCCUUGGAAUAAAAAAAAAAUGAAUAAAUAAAU